AAAGAAACGAGCGGUAUUCUGUAUGAUUUAUGUGUUGAAUGUGUCGAUAACAAUAAUGCAUCGUUUGAUCUCGACAAUUUCAAUGAGGAAAUUAUGUAUCCAAAUUUUACGUCACCUCGUGGAUUGGCAUUAAUCAUAAACAAUCGUUACUUUCAAACGAUGCCCGAACGACUCGGAACCGAUGUAGACGAGAGUAAUUUUAGCCGUUUGCUUCAACAACUCGGCUAUUCGGUUACCGUCUAUAGAAAUCUUUGCUCAAAGGAAAUGAUGUCUCGUUUACAAAUAUUCUCAAAGAAUCCGCAUCAUGCAACGGUGCAUUCCUGUGUGGUUUGUGUGCUAACACACGGUGAGCACGGAGAAGUGUACGGUGUUGACGACCAGCCUGUAUCAGUGCAGCAUAUGGUUUCGAUGCUGAACGCUGCAACACGGGUGCUCGCUGUUGUAUUUGGCUGUUUUUUCGUUUGUUGGACACCAUUUUUUGCCGCAAAUUUCGCAUUGGGCUUUUGCGGUAAUCGAUGUGCGGCACCGCCGAGUGUAGCCUCAUUAUUUUUAUGGCUUGGUUAUGUUUCGAGCACAAUCAAUCCCUUAAUUUAUACUAUAUUCAACAGGUCGAAUGUGGAGCGAACAGCAGCAAUAGGGAUACUUCGAAAUGGGGAGCAUUGUAGUACGAAUACGAGUAGUACCAGAACGAAUCUUAGACGUGAUCCUAAAAAUCCACUUCACAGAUGUGUCAAUAUCUUAGUUUCUCCGGUGGAUACUGCGGAUGGUAACAACAACCGAAGAGCACGUGUAUUGUUUGAGGAUAGCAGUGAACUUGACCAAAAUUGCGCAUUAACGCAUUAUCAAACAAGUCAACAUUUACCCAUUACUUUCGAAGCAUCGAAAACAUUCUCCAUGGAAGAACUAAGUGAACUGGCGAAAAAUGUCGAUAAAACAAUGUCAACAUCUCAGUCAGUAUCACUGCUCAACUGCGCUGCACCCAACGAUAAUUCGAAUCACAUAAGCGAUCACUCGUCACCAAGUCGUCAGUGUCAUUCGGCAGCAGUUCCAUUUGACGAGUCAAUUUUCGUUGAUUCGAUGCGUGAAACAUUCUUAUGA
This is a messenger RNA of Anisakis simplex (herring worm), 1098 nucleotides long. The record is from the annotation of a GenBank genome assembly. NCBI's taxonomy places the organism in Eukaryota, Metazoa, Nematoda, Chromadorea, Rhabditida, Anisakidae.